Molecule: messenger RNA, 2417 nt
Organism: Ceratotherium simum simum (southern white rhinoceros)
Lineage: Eukaryota; Metazoa; Chordata; Mammalia; Perissodactyla; Rhinocerotidae
Source: RefSeq, a predicted model, not a curated record
CAUUUCCUUGAGGCUGGCACACCUUCCCUACCCAAACCGGUCAUUUCUUUCUUUCCUUCUUUUUUUUUUUUUUUUUUCCUGGCUGGACCAGUUCCAUCUGAAACCCGAGUGACCCGAGGAGGGACACGAAUGACUCAAUCCUUGGGAAUUAUUCUCAGCUGUGUUCUGUGCAUUCUCUGUGAGUCAAGCAUAGAAGUGGACAGCUGUCUGGCAAUGGGAGAUGAGAGGGGCAUGACACGAAUGCUACUGGAAUGCAGCAGUCUCAGUGACAAGUUGUGUGUUGUCCAGGAGCAUCAGUAUGAAAUCAUCAUUGUCCCAACCUUCCUGGUUGGCAUCUUCCUCAUCCUUCUUGGGGUCAUCCUGUGGCUUUUUAUCAGAGAACAAAGAGCUCAACAACAGUCUUCUGGACUCCGAGGCAUUGCCCCCAUGCCUCCAUCAAGGAGCCUAAGCUGGGAAGCAGCAGGACAUGGAGGAAGUGUGUUUGUGCCACUUAAGGAGACAUCGGUGGAAAGCCUUCUACAGACUACCACGCAUGCCCUGGCUAAGCUGCAAGUGCCCCGGGAGCAACUCUCUGGUGUUCUGGAGCAUAUCUACAAUGGUAGUUGUGGGGCCAUCUAUCGAACCAAGAUGUAUACUGGGGACCCUGCUAAGCCCAAGAGUGUCAUCCUCAAGGCUUUAAAAGAACCAGCUGGGCUCCAAGAGGUGCAGGAUUUCUUAGGGCGAAUCCAAUUCUAUCAGUAUCUGGGGAAGCACAAGAACCUGGUACAGCUGGAAGGCUGCUGCACAGAAGAACUGCCGCUCUAUAUGGUUUUGGAGGACGUGGCCCAAGGGGACCUGCUCAGCUUUCUCUGGACCUGUCGCCGGGAUGUGAUGACCAUGGAUGGCCUUCUUUAUGAUCUCACAGAAAAACAAGUAUAUUACAUUGGGAAACAGGUCCUUUUAGCUUUGGAAUUUCUCCAGGAUAAGCAUCUGUUCCACGGGGAUGUAGCAGCCAGGAAUAUCCUGAUCCAGUGUGAUCUUACUGCUAAGCUCUGUGGACUGGGCCUGGCUUAUGAAGUCCACACCCGAGGGGCCAUCUCCUCUACUCACACCGUACCUCUCAAGUGGCUCGCCCCAGAACGGCUCCUGCUGAGACAAGCUGACAUCAGAGGAGAUGUCUGGUCCUUUGGAAUCCUGCUCUAUGAGAUGGUGACUCUAGGGGCACCACCAUAUCCUGAAGUCCCUCCCACCAGCAUUCUACAGCAUCUCCAAAGAAGGAAAAUCAUGAAGAGACCCAGUAGUUGUACACACACAAUGUAUACUCUUAUGAAGUCCUGCUGGCGCUGGAGUGAGGACAGCCGCCCUUCAGUUAGAGAACUACACUCGCGCCUAGAAACUGCUGCUCGAACUGCAGAUGACAAGGCUGUGUUGCAAGUACCAGAGUUGGUGGUGCCUGAACUGUACGCAGCUGUGGCGGGCAUCAGCGUGGAGAGCCUCUCCUACAGCUACAGCAUCCUUUGAAGAUCCCAGGGCAAGAAACAUUUAUGGGUGAUCACAUACUCUUGGAGCCAAUUCCUCCAAGAACAGAGAAUAGACUUUCUAGUGGGACAUAAUGAGAGAAAUGGGACAUGGAUCCUGGAUCUUCCCCUACACAUUCCCUAGAUACCUGACAUGAUGCUAUAGGAGGCUCUACACACCAUAUACCCUUGAGACUGAGAAAUAUAGUUUCAUUUCUACUGUCCCAAUCCUAAAGACCCAGGAGAGAAGUGGUGGACAGUGUCAUUCCAAAGGAGGUUUUAGAAAUCUGCAGUGUUUGUUGCGGCAUGGCACAAAUAAGCUGGUCCCUCCCACCACAGGCUAGUUUCCUCCUGAAGCAUGUUUUUUUAUCUAGCCUAUUAUAAGGUGCAGAGAAAUUGCAAUCAAAUGAGGGAAUAGAAAGCCAGUAAAGAAGUUGAUUAAGAGAAAAUUAAAGGUUUUACUUGCUGAGGAGUAUAGAUGUGGACCAAGUUUAUCCUUCAAAGAGAAGGAGGAGGAAGGAUGUAAAGUUCUUCAGUUCUGGUCCUAUCAUGCAGGGCUAGAGGAGAACCAUGAAGGAAAACUUCUGAGUUUCCUCUUGGCUAUAGAUAAGAGAAAGAUGGUCCCCUUUUCUCUAAUUCUGAGAGACGAGUACCCUGUCGGUACUACUUUUAACUAGAAGCUGGAGGGGUCAAUUCAUGAUUAAGAACAUUCAACACGUCUUGUUCAUCAGGCUAGCUUCCUGGUCCCUAUAAGACUAGGGAGAUUGAGCCUAAAGAGUCAGUUCAGUCAGCGAUGAAUAUAUUAUGUGUCUAUUAAAUAAACAGGAAAUGUGGAAACCAAGCAAGAAUGCUUAGUAAGACAGAAUGUCUUAAACAAGGGCUAGAAAAGGAUGUAUUCUGAGACAGAAGGCUAGCAGCUUC